GUCAUUUGUAAAGUACGCUGCGUUACACAGGAAGGAAGUGGGUGUGUUAGCUGACUGACGUUAGCUUAGCAAGAGAGCACGCAGUCUGUUGCGGAUUCUAUGGAAGAGAUGUCAGGAGAGACGGCUGUAAGCUCGGGAGUGCCGGCAGCUACCACCAGGACUACAUCUUUCAAAGGCUCCAGUCCCAGCUCUAAAUACGUGAAGUUAAAUGUGGGCGGAGCACUUUAUUAUACCACAAUGCAAACACUGACCAAACAGGACACAAUGCUUAAGGCGAUGUUUAGUGGCAGGAUGGAGGUCCUCACAGACAGUGAAGGCUGGAUCUUGAUUGAUCGUUGUGGGAAACAUUUUGGAACAAUCCUGAACUACCUUAGAGAUGGGGCAGUUCCGCUGCCAGACAGCCGACGAGAAACUGAGGAACUGCUUGCUGAGGCAAAGUACUACCUGGUCCAAGGCCUCGCUGAUGAAUGUACUGCAGCAUUGCAGAACAAAGAGACAUAUGAACCACUUUGUAAGGUGCCACUGAUGACAUCAUCUAAGGAAGAACAGAGGCUUAUUGCAAUGUCUAAUAAGCCUACUGUCAAACUGCUGUAUAACAGAAGUAACAACAAAUAUUCAUAUACCAGCAAUUCAGAUGACAACAUGCUGAAAAAUAUUGAGCUGUUUGACAAGCUCUCACUGCGAUUCAACGGUCGUGUACUGUUCAUCAAAGAUGUUAUUGGGGAUGAGAUCUGCUGCUGGUCAUUUUAUGGCCAAGGUCGCAAGAUUGCUGAAGUGUGCUGUACUUCCAUUGUUUAUGCAACAGAAAAGAAGCAGACAAAAGUGGAAUUCCCCGAAGCUCGGAUUUAUGAGGAAACUCUCAACAUCCUCCUGUACGAGUCCCAUGAUGGGAGGGGUCCAGAUAAUGCCCUGCUGGAGGCCACAGGUGGCGCCGCAGGGCGAUCCCAUCAUCUGGAUGAGGAUGAGGAGCGAGAGAGAAUCGAACGCGUUCGUAGGAUUCAUAUCAAGCGACCUGAUGAUCGCACACACCACCACCAGUGACCCAGCAGCCUGUUUGACCCUGGACAGUUUUUGCACCACACCUGUGCCUUACAACACUCGGCGCCUCUGUUUCACUCCACACAACAAGCACUGUGCAGCAGUGAAGACAUUUUUUGUGUCUACAUGUUCCCUUUGUUGUGUCUCUCUGUUGGUCUGAAAUGUGUUUUCUAGUGUAAAUUAGUCAUGUUUUCUGUUGUGUGAAUAACAAUAAUCUCAUGAAUGUUGCAUUCAGCUCUGUGUGUAUCCCAACAGUGUGAAUGUGACUAAAUGUGUAAUGUCAGUAUAAAUUUGAGGUCCUCAUUACAUUACAGCCAGAGGAACAAGAAUUAUAGUAUAAGGCAAGAAGAAUGAAAUUUAUAUCCAAUAUUUUCAAGAAACUGUUGUACCAGAUGAUGCCACUUAGCGGCACUGUUAUAUUCAUAGAUGUUGCAGUGGUUUAUUUAAAGCCAGCAGAGGGUAGCAGUUAAGCCUUUUUAAAUUAUAUACAUUUUGAUACGGUUCAGCUAUCGAACAAAUAGAGGCAUGGUGUUUCAAGCGUGUGCUUUUGCCCCGUUUUAACAUUUGAUGUUUAUCAAGUUGUCUCCUCCACAAUGUGUUUGUAAAUGCAGGGAACUUGAGCAGUGAGCUGAGGUGUUAAAUGAUGGAUGCGAACUGUAAAUGAAGCUCUCCCCAGCAGGAAAGGAAUCCAGUGUACAACCGCUUCAACAUGGGACAGAAAUUAGACCUGUCCAUCACCGUAUCCAUCAAAAACUGUAGCUUUCAAAUAUGCCUAACAAUCAGUACCUGUAAGUUUGUCACAUAGAAGUGAAUGUAUGUUUUAUAUUUAUACUUUAUCACAAAUAAAUUUCUAUAUGUA
Thalassophryne amazonica is the source of this 1897-nucleotide messenger RNA. It is a transcript of the gene kctd10, whose product is annotated as potassium channel tetramerization domain containing 10. The record is from RefSeq and is a predicted model, not a curated record. Gene Ontology annotation, cellular component: Cul3-RING ubiquitin ligase complex. Bases 100 to 1041 code for a protein of 313 amino acids. Gene Ontology annotation, molecular function: ubiquitin-protein transferase activity; protein binding. NCBI's taxonomy places the organism in Eukaryota, Metazoa, Chordata, Actinopteri, Batrachoidiformes, Batrachoididae. The transcript is spliced from 7 exons. Gene Ontology annotation, biological process: negative regulation of Rho protein signal transduction; proteasome-mediated ubiquitin-dependent protein catabolic process; protein ubiquitination.